This is a messenger RNA of Cryptosporidium ubiquitum, 744 nucleotides long. RefSeq lists its product as uncharacterized. NCBI's taxonomy places the organism in Eukaryota, Apicomplexa, Conoidasida, Eucoccidiorida, Cryptosporidiidae. The transcript has a single exon. Bases 1 to 744 code for a protein of 247 amino acids. The record is from RefSeq and is a predicted model, not a curated record.
AUGACUAAAGUGACGGACUGUGGUACAAAAGAGGAAUUCCAAGGUUUGAAGAAAGUGGGAAAGGAGAAGUCAUCUGGAUCUGGUAUCUUAAAACACCUUAUAUUAGGAUCUCUGAUUGCGGUAAUCUUGGGGUGUAUAUCUAAAUAUUACUUUUUUGAUAAGAUUGUUUUAACUGACGAGAAGAUACAAAAUAAAUCAUCAUUUAAUCAAGAUGACAUAAAUACUAAAAAUAAAGACGAAACUUCAACAAAAGGAACUUUUGGAGAAGAAGAAGAAGAUAUGGAAUUACUUCAAAAUGACAACAAAAUUCAUUUGGAACAAAUCCCACAAGAAGAUUCUUUGGAAGACAAUGAUGAAUUAAUGUUCAACAAUGAAGAUGCAAUUUUAGAUGACGAAGCAGAAUACGAUUAUCAUGAUGAUAUUGAUGAGGAUGAAAGCGAAGAUGGUGAGAAUGAGUCUCAAAUGGACUCUGAGACUUUAAAGAGAAUCUUAAAAGAAGAUGUACAAUUGGAAUUGGAUGAAGGUUUUGCCACAAAAGAGUCUGAGAAUGAAGAUAGUGUUGAUAUUAAUGAUGAUGCAGAAAUUGACGAAUAUGAACAUGAAGUUGAUGACGAUAUAACUGAUAAUAACUGGUCUGAUGAUGAGUCUGAACUCAAAAGGAUGGAAAGUCAGCAAGAGCAAGAGCAACAACAACAACAGCAAGAGCAACAACAACAGCAACAAGAACAACAUCAACAACAAUAA